Messenger RNA from Mustela lutreola (European mink), 2050 nucleotides. Its product is annotated as ligand of Numb protein X 2-like. Lineage: Eukaryota; Metazoa; Chordata; Mammalia; Carnivora; Mustelidae. Gene Ontology annotation, molecular function: ubiquitin-protein transferase activity; protein binding. The record is from RefSeq and is a predicted model, not a curated record. The transcript has 6 exons. The coding region runs from base 1 to 924 and encodes 307 amino acids.
AUGCACGAAGCCACUAUUUGUGCCAACGCCUGUUUUAAGUAUGCUACACAGUGUGGUAGGAACUUAGCAGAGGUUAAAAUCAUAAUUACAUACGAAUUGUGGAUUACCUCUAGAUGUCCUGGAGCUUCUCAUCGGAGACUUGCCCUAGAAAGGAGGAAAACUGAUAAAGCUCAGACAGAGAUUGAGAACAAAAAUGGAACCACUGUAAUAGAUCUUCCAGGUACUUUAUCCCUCAAAAUGGACUGUUCAGGGACAGGCACAGUGCCUGCUGAGCGCAGCUUGACAUCAGCAUCUCUGCCCGCGUGGCCUGAGGAGCCUGGCCUGGACAAUCCCGCCUUCGAGGACAACAUGGCCACUGACACUACGCAACAGCCGGUUAGUUUUCUGGAAGGCAAAAUUACUGCAAUUGAAAUUCUCCGGUCUGAUUCUUAUAUUCAGCUAGGAAUUAGCAUCGUGGGCGGCAAUGAAACACCACGGAUCAACAUUGUUAUCCAGGAAGUCUAUCGGGAUGGGGUGAUUGCCAAAGAUGGAAGACUUCUUGCUGGAGACCAAAUUCUUCAGCCUAGUGGUGAGAGGGUGGAUUUAACAAUUGCUAGGCCGGGGAAAUCCCAGCCUGGUAACCCUGUCCAAGACGCAGGAGCUCAGAGUACCAGCCUUCACCAUGCACAGCCGCUGUACCACAACAGACCCAGCUCACACAAGGAUCUUACCCAGUGUAUUACAUGCCAAGAAAAACACAUUACUGUAAAGAAGGAACCACAUGAGACCCUGGCAAUGACAGUGGCGGGGGACAGAGGAAGCAAGAGUGGUGAACUGCCCAUCUUUGUAACCAGUGUGCCAGCUCAUGGCUGUCUGGCACGUGAUGGCCACAUCAAAAGAGGUGAUAUAUUGCUGAAUAUCAAUGGCAUUGAUUUGACCAAUUGAAGUCACAGUGAGGCCAUGGCUAUGCUAAAAGCCAGCGCCGUGUCCCCUGCUGUUGUCCUGAAAGCACUUGAGGUCCAGAUUGUCGAGGAGGCAGCCCAGGCCCCUUCAGCGAGAAUGAGUAUGACUCUAGCUGGUCCCCGUCAUAGGUCAUGUGGCUUGGGCUUCCAAGGUACUGACAGCGUUUCAGCAGUUUCAUGGAAUAAUCGUAGUGACAUUUCUCAGUAUGGAACACAGUUAAUUCAUUCGUCCAGGUUGUGAGGGGGAAGGUCCUGUCCUGGUCAGAGAUGAAAGUGGCAAUGGCAUAUCAAGUUAUAGAAGAAAAGGGUAUUUUUUUCCUUCGGUUAUUAUAUUUUAAAAGAUAAAUUUAAGGGGCAUCUAGGUGGCUCAGUCGGUUAAGCAUCCAACUCUGAUCUCAGCUCAGGUCUUGAUCUCUGGGCCAUGAGUUUGUAAAAAAGAUUUUUUUUUAAUUUUUUAAAAAUUAAAACAUUCUUAAAAAAUAAACCAUUUACCUUAUUAAAGGUAAAUUUAAUAGUAAGAACUAAGCUAAAAAGACUUGGUGUAUCUGUUUAUAAAAAUGAAUAAAGCCAUUCUGUCCAUUACUAUUAACAAGGUUCUCAAGUGGACCAGCCAUGAGAUUUGGAUGUUCAUGCUCUUGCUUUAGAAAAGCUGUCAUUUACCACCACGUGUACAUGCUGAGACUUCAUGUGCAUUUUUCACCAGAAAAAAACAGGUCAAAGUGUGGGGCCUUUUGAGAAGCUUUUCUAAAACCCCUUUCUUAAUCUUGUUAACUCUCUCUAAAAAGGCAGGAUGUCAAAACUCAGUUUUUACUGGACAUGAGAGACUCUUUCAGCCAAACCACUGGUGUCCGAGAGUAGGUCUUCUCACCACCUUCAGGACUGUAACCCACCAGGACAUUCUGUAGUUGGUCAUUGUCUGGUCAUGAAAGUGUUUCAGCUCCUGAUAAGUGUUGUAUAUACUUUGGUAUUGAAGUUGGAAGAAUGUGUAUUACUGUCUUUGUUUCUAGAUCACUUUAGAGGAAUCCUAAACCUGAACUAUGAGGAAACAUUCUGAUUCUGAGCCAAGUAGGAAAAUGACUGAUUUUUUUAAUUAAAAAUAAAAAGGAAGA